Drosophila serrata is the source of this 738-nucleotide messenger RNA. RefSeq lists its product as uncharacterized. The record is from RefSeq and is a predicted model, not a curated record. NCBI's taxonomy places the organism in Eukaryota, Metazoa, Arthropoda, Insecta, Diptera, Drosophilidae.
ACUUUGCUUUCAUAAUCAUUUCCCAACUUAAAAUCAAUACAAAUGACUAUCUCAAGCCGUUAACACACUUCCAAAAACUAAAAGAAAAAAAACUAAAAAUUAAAUAAAUAUAUAAAAAAAGGACAACACAUAUCAGCCGCAAUCAUGAAGAUGAACGAGGAAGUUAUAUUCACUGAUCAGCUGCUGCAUCACAGGUGUGUUGGUAGCCAGAUUGAGAAAACCCGGGACACCUGGGAAAAGCAAUGCUCUUGGUUUGUGAAUGCACAGAAUUCAUUUUAUAAUCGAUAUGCCGAGAUCUAUGCAGAGUGUUUGGAUAAAUAUGGGAACGAUAAUUUCGAAUACUAUGCCAGGCGAAAUCGUCUCAGGGAGGAUUUUUUGAUCUACACCGAGACAGAAAUAGAGCGAAGGCGACGGGACUCGGAGAUCUCAAUGGAACACAUGAAAAACUGCCGGGCAUCUCGUACUACAAAUGGGGAAUACGGAAGGGUUAACCUAUGAAACUUGCCUAUUGUUUUCCCUAAACUGAAUAACACUUUUUGUGGCUUUAAUUCAUUUUAACGGCAUUUGAGAGAAGGAAAAAAAUUCAUUAAAUUGCAUUAUGCAAGGCUUACACUAUAAAGUUCAUUUCAGAUUGAUUUAUAGAAUUCAAUUAAAUUCAAAUUUGAAUCUGGGGAAAUCUUUAUAGUGAAAACCUGGAAUAAAAUCGAAUAGAGUUGUAAAUAAAUUGUUUAUUUCUUA